This is a messenger RNA of Spirodela intermedia, 4307 nucleotides long. Lineage: Eukaryota; Viridiplantae; Streptophyta; Magnoliopsida; Alismatales; Araceae. The record is from the annotation of a GenBank genome assembly.
AUGUUCUGGAUUCGUUCAUACGAGAAGAGCUCCUCUUGCUAUUCCUGCUGCGAAGAGAACAGAUCCCUAUUCGCCGUUUCCCGCGCCGGUGGUACCUCUACUUUGUGUCCUUCGCAGAGGAAGGCGGCCUCCGCGGCGGUGGUGGUCUGCAGCGCCGGUAGCGCCGGUAGAACGGGCGUCGGGGAGAAGACGAUCACCAACGGGAGGCCCGCCGCCGUCGAGGUCACCGUCAAGGAGACCAGGAAAGGGCCGUCGGGGCCAGAGGUGGACAGCAGAUCCACUGCCGGAGGGGUGGUCGAGGACGUCUACGGUGAGGAUCUUGCCACUGAGGAUCAGCUCAUCACCCCUUGGGCGGUCUCCGUCGCCAGGUAAAGCUUGUUUCUAUCGCCCGCGCGUGUGCAUCGUUACACGUGUGAGACCCCCCCUCCAUCCGUUUCGUCUCACGAGGCGCUCUUAGAUUCUUCGACACAGAACUUCCUUUUGCUCUUAAACUCUCAGUUAUUUGCCGUAAAUGGAAAAAAGUUUAUAAUUUUAUACCGUCUUUUUGUGUCCUAAAACCCUCUCGUUCUUAGUUUUGAGUCAUCUCCAUCUCUCUCUCUCUCUCCAACCAGACUCCCCCGCGUCGCGUCGAGGGGAAGCUUUAUCUCUCUGAACGCAAAAAAUGGGGACCUCUUCAUGACCUACAGGUCGGCUGAAGUUCUUUGUUCUGCCGCGCAGUGGUUACUCCCUUCUGAGAGAUCCACACCACAACAAAGGGCUUGCUUUCACCCAGAAAGAGAGAGAUGCCUACUAUCUGCAAGGUCUCCUGCCCCCGGCAUGCGUCACCCAGGAACUUCAGGUCUCUUAACUGCCAUGCCUCUGCUCGAUAACUUGUGGAUGGUGUCUUCCUCUUUGAUUGUCGUAUAUUGAUCUCCCGUUUAUUUAUCGAAUUCACAAUCCUGCAGGAGAAGAAGGUCAUGCACAUGCUUCGCCAGUAUCAAGUUCCUCUUCAGCGUUACAUGGCACUGAUGGACCUCCAGGCACCUACAUACUAGUCUUAUUCCCUUUUACGACGUUUUCUGAUACGGUGGCUUUAGUUUAGGUAAUUGUGUGCAAUCUAACCGACGAUCUCUCUUGUCUGAACCUGUUCUCAGGAGAGAAACGAGAGGCUUUUCUAUAAGCUUCUUAUGGAUAAUGUCGAAGAACUCCUACCCAUUGUUUACACGCCCACAGUCGGCGAGGCCUGCCAGAAGUGGGGUUCCAUUUACAGGCGCCCACAGGGACUCUACAUCAGUUUGAGAGAAAAGUAUGCCUUUCUAACCUUCCUGUGGCCUUAGGGAGGAGAGGUGAGGGAGAGAAAUGGGGAGCUACAUGAACAUAGAAAAAUUUUAUGAUAAUAAUUCUUCUGCCAUUAAUGUUCAUGGUGUGUAAAUAAUUUUUGGCUUUCCAGAGGAAGGAUUCUUGAUGUUUUGAAGAACUGGCCCGAAAGAAACAUUCAGGUUAUUGUUGUCACAGACGGUGAACGUAUCUUGGGACUUGGAGAUCUCGGAUGCCAGGUGGGCAAUCACAGUUUUUUUUCCAUAUUUGUAUCCUUCAUUUUCCUUGCUCACGAGAGCUUGCUGAACAUUUUCCAGGGGAUGGGAAUUCCCGUGGGGAAACUUGCUCUAUAUACAGCUCUCGGAGGAGUUCGUCCUUCUGCAGUAAGUAUCUCCUUUAGUGGAAGACUUACUUCUUUGCACUGAUAGCCCUUCAAGCAUCAAUUAUUUCUGUUUUGAAGUAAUACGAAAAUAAUUAUCAUCUGAGAACUUCGUCGUCCUCUGUCAGUGCUUGCCUGUGAUGAUUGAUGUUGGAACAAACAAUGAGAAGUUGCUGAACGAUGAGUUCUAUAUUGGGCUCAGGCAGAAGCGUGCUAAUGGGCAGGUUUGCACCUCCCUCCUGAUGUCAAAUUUCUGCAAGCAUUUCUUACUAGUAUCUUAUGCUUAAAUUAAUCAAGAUUGUGGCUGGUGUAUCGAAUAUAGGAGUAUGCUGAGCUUAUGGAUGAAUUCAUGACCGCUGUUAAACAGAAUUACGGAGAGAAAGUUCUCAUCCAGGUUGGUACUUCGCCUAUUGACCACUAGGUUUUAUUUUUUUCGCUCUAUACUUGUUUAGAUAUUUACUUGAAUGAGUGUCAUCUCAGUUUGAAGACUUUGCCAAUCAUAAUGCGUUUGAACUUCUUGCGAAAUACCGUAGGACUCAUCUUGUUUUCAAUGAUGAUAUUCAGGUAAACUUUGGGUUUCAAUAAUUUAGCACAGUAAAUUUUUGAUUCCCCGGAAAUGAUUCAAUACGCAGCUUCUAGCCAUGUAAAACAUCUCUCCAUUGUCGCAGGGAACAGCAUCUGUUGUCCUCGCAGGUCUAGUUGCAGCAUUGAAGCUGGUUGGAGGAACCUUGGCCGAACAUACUUUCCUGUUCCUUGGUGCCGGUGAGGUCUAUAUCUGUCCCUUCUCAAUGAUUUUACCUUUGUUCUGCCCAAGAUCUCUUCUACUUUAUUUUACAUUUUCCGCCUGAGCUUGUCCGCCCAAGAUGGUGCAGUAGGAGCUCAUGCUGUACUUUAACCAAUAUCAUGUAUUCAAACCUUGUAGUCAGUAGGCUGAUUUCAUCUACUUACAUAUUAUAUUCAGGCAGGUACAGGGAUAGCAGAGCUCAUAGCCCUUGAGAUGUCGCGGCAGGUAUUGAGGAUUUAAUUUUCCCCGAAACUCUGAAAUUAUUCGUCCAAUCAGUCCCUGCUGCCUCAAGCUUAACUGUGCUAGAGAUGAAGAAUCAAUGCAUUAAUUUUAUGCAGACAAAGGCUCCCUUGGAAGAAACUCGCAAGAAAAUUUGGCUGGUGGAUUCCAAGGUCAAUUGUAGCAUUCAUCAUUCUCUCUCUCUCUCUCUCUCUCUCUCUCUCUUUCUUGUGUUAUACAGGUUUGGCUCAUAUACGGCCUUUCUUACGUAGGGAUUGAUCGUUGACUCCCGGAAAGAAUCUCUCCAGCAUUUCAAGAAGCCUUGGGCUCAUGAACAUGAGCAUCUUAAGGGGCUCCUAGAUGCUGUGAAGGUGCGUGGUUUAUAUCUCCUCUGUCUCUGAGAUAUUUUUUCUCGCACUCGAUCACAGAGCUUUAUCUCCCGUUCGUGCAUCUUCUGUGGUUCUCUUCGUGGAGGGGAUUCUUACGUUCGUCGUCUCUUUAGGCAAUCAAGCCAACGGUGUUGAUUGGGUCGUCCGGGGCGGGAAAGACCUUCACAAAGGAGGUGAUAGAGGCCAUGACCUCCUUCAACGAGGUUAGCUCGUGCUCCUACUUUUCUCCGCUGGUUCUCCUUCUGCUCUUUGCCCUCAGAUUUAUGGAAACUAACUCCCCGUCGUCGCCAUGAGAACGAAUCACAGAAGCCCGUCAUCUUCGCGCUCUCGAACCCAACGUCUCAGUCGGAGUGUACUGCCGAGGAGGCAUACCAAUGGAGUAAGGUUCGUGUAGAACGUAUCAUCAGCUCUUUCUUUGAAGAGCCCACCUACUAGGACUCGGUCUCCGUUGACAUUUGUUGGUCAACUUCCAGGCCCGAGCAAUUUUCGCCAGUGGGAGCCCGUUUGAUCCGGUUGAAUGCCAUGGCCAGACUUUUGUUCCCGGACAGGUUUGGAACCCACCUUGCCGCCUCUUUCUCGGAAAAGCAAAGUGAGACCCACCCAUUUUCUUCUCCUUGCUGUCUGAUCCAGGCCAAUAAUGCUUACAUUUUCCCGGGAUUUGGGCUCGGCUUGGUCAUCUCGGGAGCCAUACGGGUGCACGACGACAUGCUUCUCGCAGCCUGUAAGUAGACUAAGAUGCCUGAACCGCACCAGUGGGAGAGGAUCGCAUCACAUCCCCACGUUUGGUCUUGGCUGACCCCUGUAGAGGGUCAUCUUCCUCUGAUCUUUUAGGCCGAUCUUCUAGUAUUUCACGGUAUCAGCCAUCUCGCAGAGUCUGUGGGUCAACCCUAACCUUCUUGUGGAUCUUUGUUUCCAUGGUGGAACAGCCGAGGCGUUGGCCAGACAGGUGACGCAGGAGAACUUCGACAAGGGACUGAUCUACCCCCCGUUCUCGAACAUCAGGAAGAUAUCAGCUCACAUCGCCGCCGAGGUGGCCGCCAAGGCGUACGAGCUUGGUGGGUUCCUCUUCCCUGAGAGUUUACAACCCUAAACUAUGGCCGCCACCAUGAUUACGCCGUUAGAACUGACCCAGCCUCCUCCACCUUCUGCAGGGCUGGCGACUCGUCUCCCUCGACCUGCCAAUCUGGUGAAGUAUGCCGAGAGCUGCAUGUACAGCCCCAAUUACCGCAGCUACCGCUGA